This is a messenger RNA of Hypomesus transpacificus, 1111 nucleotides long. Its product is annotated as myelin and lymphocyte protein-like. The transcript has 4 exons. Gene Ontology annotation, cellular component: membrane. The record is from RefSeq and is a predicted model, not a curated record. Gene Ontology annotation, molecular function: structural constituent of myelin sheath. Gene Ontology annotation, biological process: myelination. The coding region runs from base 205 to 666 and encodes 153 amino acids. NCBI's taxonomy places the organism in Eukaryota, Metazoa, Chordata, Actinopteri, Osmeriformes, Osmeridae.
CGACCACUCCCACCUGCUUUUCGCACCAGUUGUCCUCUUUCUGCGGAUGAAACGGUCACACCAGUCUUUGAAGGGUGUGUCCAGGUGGGAGCCAUGGCCAAGCAGGCUCGUCUAGUUUAGCAUUUCUUGAAUGGGAAGUUACCAACCUGUUGCUCCGUUAGUUGGCAGAGUGUGGAGUGAAGCUCGCUAACGGAAAGCACAGCGAUGGCAGCCACCACUGCCCAGAUAGUGCGUAGCCUGCCCAGUGGUUUGGGUAUAUGCAUAACGGCGCCGGAUAUCUUCUAUCUACCGGAACUGAUCUUUGGGGGGCUGGUGUGGAUCCUGGUGGCAUCUACACAUGUGAACCCAAACAACCCCCAAGGCUGGGUGAUGUUUGUGUCGGUGUUCUGUUUUGUCAUGACCUUCCUCUGGCUCAUCGUCUUCGCAGCUGGGGGCCACAAGAACAGUGGAGGGUGGGCCGCAGCGGACUUUGCAUACCACGGUCUGGCAGCCUUCUUCUACCUCAGUGCGUCUGUGAUUCUGGCCGAGCUCACGAUCAGACUAAAGACUGAAGGUGUCUUCAAGGACUACCAGAUUGACAUUGCUGCUGUGGUGUUUUCGUUCGUGACCACGCUUUUUUACUUCAUCCAUUUCAUUUUGUCAUCCAUUCGAUGGAAGUCGUUUUAAAGGUCAUGGAUCGGACAGUGGGUGUUUUGUGUGUGUGUGUGAGGGACUGAAAGAGAGACGUUAUCAGACCUGUCAUUCUCCGUAGAUUGUAAACCAACAACUGGAAACCUUGCAAAGGGUUGAGAAAGAAAGGGUUUUGUUCAUUCUCACUGAUAUAUAAUCUAAUCAAAUCGCUUCUCAUUUUUUUAAAUAUUUUUUAAUGGGGAAAUCUGCUCGAGAUUGUUGUUGACACACUGUUAAACGGCCCUGACACUCCCAAGCAUUUUAUAUGAUCUCUACCUUCUCAGUAAAACAUUUUUAUACCGUACAUAACUAUCGCUAAUUACUUUUGAUAUCCACCAGAUAUGUGAGUUAUAUUUUGUUAGGUCUGAGGUUGUCUCCACUGUAGAUUUUUAUAGAAAGACUUUUCUUUUGAAAUUGUAAUAAAAUCCGCAAAUCAACAUGC